Molecule: messenger RNA, 3259 nt
Organism: Aspergillus uvarum CBS 121591
Lineage: Eukaryota; Fungi; Ascomycota; Eurotiomycetes; Eurotiales; Aspergillaceae
Exons: 1
Coding region: 188-3259 (1023 amino acids)
Source: RefSeq, a predicted model, not a curated record
CUCGUCAUUCUACUUCUUCCUACCUGUAAGCUUUCCAUCGUUACUACUCCCUACUCAAGAAGCGAGCAGUGCCCACUGCCCAUACCACAGACCUCUAAAACCAAUCGUCUCAUCGUUCCAUACCCAUCGCUUCAUAAAGUAUCCCACUCAAGGACCUCUGAGCGUCAAUUUCGACCUCAUCAACAAGAUGUCGAACGCCGCAGAACAGAUCUUCUUCUACGGGCAGGUCACCAAUCCCGAGCACGCCUCCGGCCUCGACGUGCUGACAUACCUCGACCUGACCAACGGGGGCACCUUACUCUUCCAAGCCAUAAUUCUUAUCACGUUUAUCGUGAUUCUCCUGCCGGACUUGGCUCCCUUGACCCUGACCGGGGCCCAACGAUUCAUCAUUUCGCCCAUCUGCUGCUUGCUACAGAGCAUCCACUGGGUGCUCCAGCAGCUUUCCACUCAGGAGUCUCGCCAGAGCUUCUAUCGUCUGUGUUCCGCGAACGCCCGGGAUGCAAUCCUCAAAUCUAGCCUGAUUCAACUUACCUUGGUUGGAGUCCUUUGGUUCUUUCCGUCCAACCGCCCGCUGAGUGGCGUAUGUCGCCUCUGGGCUCUGGCGAUCUUGUCCAAGUGGAUGUACAUUUCUGCUCUGAUACCAGGCCACCAUUACUGGGCUGGCAUGACCGCGGGCUUCAGUCCCAUCGGGCGGGGCCGGUACGAAGACUGUCUUGCCGCCACCGCGCGCUGUGGGUUACCGGAUCGCUGGGGCAGAGAGCAGUGGCUGGCAAGCUACCGCUGUUCUGGCGUGGAGACGGGCCUGGAGCUGUACGAAACGCUCAAAGACCGCGCGCAGUGGCUGGUGCCGCCUGUGGACAGCGACGUCCGUCACCUCCGCCUUCUGGCUUUCAUGACUGUCUUGAUCCCAACCCUUGUUAUAGGGCUGUGGCUCUUUUACACCCUGUGCAACAAAGUGGCCGCUCUACGCCGGGGGAUGGUGCCGGCAGUGGUGGGCGGCGAGCCCCAACCCACUGAAUGCGAGACGUAUCUUUGGAAUCUGUCCAAAUCUCUCGAGAGUGCGAAUGAUCAACUGCAGCGGUGCAUGGAUACGAAGGACGCUGAGUUCCAGGCGGAGAAGCAGCGGCUGGAAGAGACGGUUCGUCGCCAGACCGACCUCGCCUCCCGCAGGGUCGAGAGCGCGCUCCGCCAGGCGAAAAAUGCACACGCGGGAAUCAUCGACGAGUUGAGGAAGAAGGUCGUCCAGCUGGAGAAUAACCUCACCAUGGCCAGAGCGGAGGCCCAGUUCGUGGUCGUGGAUGAAGUGGACGCGGCACGAGAGCAAUUCCUGAAAGACCGUAUCGUGCAGCUGGAAAAGCAGCUGGCUGGCGUGAAGAAGAAGGUCAACGCUAGAAGUAAGAAGGAGCUUCAGACGGUCAGGGAUGAGCCCCAGACUCGCACCGACGCAUUGACGACCCUCACCGACAAGCUCGCUGAGGCUGAGACUCUCGUGUCCGCUGCGGAGGAGCGUGGCCGUUGUGUAGAGAUUGAAUGUGAGAAGCUGUUGACCCAGGGACUUUCGUCGUUGAAGAGUGAGCUUCAGACCCGUACCGAUGAGCUUGCAGCUGCGGAAGAGCGGCUGGCUACCGUGGAGAGGAAGAGUCAGCAGGGCGAAAUGGAACAUGAUCAGUUGAAGAAUGAACUUCAAGCCCGCACCGAUGAACUUGCGAAUGCAGAGAAGCAACUAGCCAAAGCUAAAGAGCAUAGCCAACAGGGUAAAGCCCAGCGCGAACAGACGCAUAUCCAUACACAGGAAUUCCAGUCUCUAAAGAGCGAAUUUCAGACCCGCACCGAUGAGCUUGCAAAUGCAAAGAAGCGACUGGCCGCUGCUCAAAAGCAUUUUCGACAGGCCAAGCCCGAGCGUGAACAGAACCUUGCCCAGAGCCAGGAAAUCCAGUCACUGAAGAUUGAGCUUCAGAUCCGGACGGAUAAGCUCGCAGCCGCAGAAAAACGACUGGCCGCGGCUCGAAAGCAUAGCCAACAGAAUGAAGCCGAGCGCGUUGCCCAAAAUCAGAAGCUUAAGUCACUGAAGGAUGAACUUCAGAGCCGAACCGACGAACUUGACAUCUGGACUGAAAGGUGUCUUUCCGUUGAAUCACGUCUGCUUGCCGCAGACGGAGACAGCCAGCAAGCUGCGAUUAUAGGCCAGCAGCAUCUCAACCAGGAGCAGGAACAGGAACUGCAGUCACUCAAGAAUGCACUCCAGACACGCACCGAUGAACUACAGGCCUGUGCUGACAAGCUUGUUGACGUUGAGAAGCACCUGGCCACUGCAGAGGAGCACGGUCGUGAGAGUGAAACCCAACGUCAGGAGCUUCUUACGGAGAAGCUGGAGCUUUUAGCUCAGAACCAGCAGAUCAUCGCAGAGUAUGAGGCUUUCCGGGUCUCACACGAAGCCAACCCGCAUCAGAGCCAGUUGCUGGAAACCAUGCAGCAGGAGCUUGCCGCCGCCAUUGCGAGAAACAAUGCGCUUCAAGAGGAGAAUAACGCGAUUGAAAUCGAAGGACAAAUCAUGGUGGCCAAGUUAGAGUUCGACCUCGACGAAGCUCAUAGACAGUUGGCAGAAGCGCAAUUCAGCCAAGUCAACGCGCAACAGAGCAUGCAGGAAGGCGAUGUGGCCGGCAACAUGUCUUUGGCGGAAGCGCGCGCCCAGGCUGAGCAGGCGCGAACCCAGGCGUUCAUGAAGGAGAAGGAGCUCGCCGAGGUCACCGAGGAGAACCGAACCCUCCAGAUUCAGGUCGGAUUGGCGAUGAGGGACGCCCAGCGUGGCCAGGAACGGGCCGACACCGCGGAACGAGUCAACAAGGUUCUCGAGGUCCGCUUGGCCCAAUGGGAGGAGAAAGCCCGCGACGAGCAGACGAUUCUCAAGCGACCGACCGCGAACGUGGGAUCUGUCGCGACGGCCCUCCAGCAGUGCCAGGUCAAGGUUUCCGAGCAACAGACAACGAUCAACGAGUUCAAGGAGAAGCUCGAGAAGGCGAAGGUGGCCAGUCCCGCGGGGAAGGUCGAGGAGAAGCUCCGUGCCGACUUCUCGAUGAUCAAAUCGAUGUACGACCGGGAGAGGAGAGCACGCACGGAGGAUCAGAUCCGCUGGUCCAAGGAGAACCGCGAGCUGGAAGAGGAACUCCGCAAGCUGCGCAUUGGCAUCUCGAAUGCGACGACCCAGCGUCCCAGACGCAGGAUAGCCGGACUUGCCUCCGACCCAUGUGACGUUGAUUGA